Puccinia graminis f. sp. tritici CRL 75-36-700-3 is the source of this 840-nucleotide messenger RNA. RefSeq lists its product as uncharacterized. Gene Ontology annotation, cellular component: Golgi apparatus. Gene Ontology annotation, molecular function: protein binding. Lineage: Eukaryota; Fungi; Basidiomycota; Pucciniomycetes; Pucciniales; Pucciniaceae. The coding region runs from base 1 to 840 and encodes 279 amino acids. The record is from RefSeq and is a predicted model, not a curated record. The transcript has 3 exons.
AUGACCGAACACAAUCAUGUUGGCCAAUACUAUAGCAACAUCGAUUGGACCCAUCAUCAACUGAUGUACACGUUUGUCACACGUCACAGGAUUGUUAAAGCAUUCAAUCAACUACAGCCGCCCUUCCCUCGCACUGGAGCCAGUUCAGCCAUCCUCCGUUCACUGAUCAAUCCACCAACUAUGUUCUUCUUCGGAGGAUCAAGCAUUCAAAAUCAACACAACGAUCUGUACCGCUUCACCUUUGAUCCCAAUGACUCCAAACCCAGCCUGACUGCUGGGAUUGUCAACACACGUGGACAAGCCCCCGCGCCGCGAUCUCAUGCUAUUCUCUCUGCGACUGAUGGCCACCUUUUUCUUUGGGGUGGUCAGACCAAUUCCAAUGUUCUAGACCACCAUCUCUACCGCCUUUCCCUAUCAACAAACUACUGGAAUCACUACAUCAUAUCCGGACCCUCCCCAGCUCUUUUGUUUGGUUCAUCUUCUACGAUUUUUGAAGGCUUUCUCUAUGUUUAUGCCGGCCAUGAUGUUAAUCGAUCUGUCCAAGGUGAUAUGUGGCGGAUUGAAUUAGACAGUUUACCUUCUGUCCCGUCUUGGGAGUUAAUCUCGUCCUCCAAAGAUCAAAUCUGUCCUCCUGCUCGUACAAGCCACUCUGCGGUAGUUUCUUCAAACUCCUGGAUCAUCUUCGGUGGAACAGACGGCGUCGACGUUUUCAACGAUCUGUGGGAGUAUCGCUUCCGUGAAAAAAAGUGGCGUCAAGUUUCUGCCAAUGGUUCUGUACCCCCUCCGCGCAAGGAUCACCUGGUUACCCAAGUCAAGGAUCACAUUAAGCAUCCAUUUUGA